Molecule: messenger RNA, 3387 nt
Organism: Aedes aegypti (yellow fever mosquito)
Lineage: Eukaryota; Metazoa; Arthropoda; Insecta; Diptera; Culicidae
Gene: nkd
Product: protein naked cuticle homolog
Exons: 5
Coding region: 1882-3246 (454 amino acids)
Biological process (GO): negative regulation of Wnt signaling pathway
Cellular component (GO): cytoplasm
Molecular function (GO): calcium ion binding
Source: RefSeq, a predicted model, not a curated record
UCUGGACCGUCAGUACCAUUUCAACUACCCACUUGUUCGGAUGGAACAACGACGGAAUCUGCUCGAGCGGGAACCGGAGAUAUACACAGAGAAACACACUGAUAGAGAGACAGAGGCAGAGAGAGCGCGCGUGUGUAGAUAUUGAAGACAUUAUAUCCCAUGGGGAUUGUGCAGGCCAAGGAAUAAUACAAAAUAGGAAAAUAUAUGUUGGGCCGUUUGUUUGUCCUGUUCGUUGUACUCGUCUAGGUAUGCAAGGGACAGGCAGUUGUAGUUUCAAGGAUGAUGGAUUGCUGAAGGGACUAAGCUUCAGGAUAGCACACCGUUCGUAGUCGGAGUACAGUGAUUUCAAGGACUGUUUUCGGGGGAAUCCAUGUUGAUGGUGUUGCCGUGGUUGAUAAAUGUGAACAUCGGUGGACUGUUUUGGAACUGUGAAAUCAUUGAACGACUCGAAAAGUUCUGAAUUGUGGAUGGUGGUGGACGCAGAUAUAGGUAGUCCCAAGUUAUGAACUACGAUCUACGGAUUUGAGCGCGGUGGAGUUUUGUAUGGAAAUUGACAGCUACGUGAACUCUCGACGUUUGCAUACAUCCAGAGCAUAUUUUCGUACAACGGGGGCCUCGGUGAGAGCGUGUGUGUUUACGAAAACCCCUCAAGUUCGUGUGUAACGUGGAAAGACCGAAGAAGACGUCGAUGUUGUUGUUGUGCCGUGUCGGUAGAGCGUAGCGAGCGAGCGAAGACUAUCAUCAUCAUCGAGGGCAAAGGAGGACGACACGGCCGAAAACUGAAUUGAAGAAGGCUGGUAUGGUGGCGGAGGCAACACAAACAAAAAGUUGUAAAAAUUUCUCUGAAUUAACAAUACACAAGGGGUGAAGGCGGGUCCGUUGUAUGUGCGCGACCUGCAAGAGUGGUGUGGCGACGAAACAGGGAAGAAUAAUAUUUGUCGGUGUGGCUUUUUUGUCGGUGCCUGUGUGGUGGAUAAGGAGGCAAAAUAUUCCACUUUUUUGUGUCUUCUCUCGAGCGCGAGAUCGUAGAUUUUUUUUUUGGAUCGUCGACUGAAUGCCUGCUUGCGUGUUUUUCGGCAACGGACGGCGCAAAGACGGAGAAUUCUUCGCGUAGACAGCUAUCCACCCGCGCGCGCGUUUCCAUUUCCGCACGUCGCAUUCUCCGCGGUUUCGAUUGGAACCAAUAACACACUGCUAUAGCUGAAGUCUUGGGCUAGCUCUGAACACAACACUCGCUCCGUUGCUAGAGGCAGGCGAGUGCGGGACGUUUGUAGUAGAAUCUGUAGAAUCUGUAGAAUCUGAAACGAUACGCACAGAAGAGGGUUUUCCGUGCUCUCCAUUCCCAUUCUACGACGGAUUCAUGCUGCCGUUGUUGUCCAAUAUCAAGGUACCUCUAACGAAGAUACGGGAAAGAAGAAUCGGUGGAAAAGGCGAGAAAAUAGAGAAAGAAAAGCAAUCGUCGGUGGUGUGCUAAAGAGAAGUUUCAACCCCAAGAAGAAGAAAACGGGCAAGAAGCGAAACGAAGCGCAAGAUCGUGUGUUUUGAUCAAAAAAUGUCGGUGAAAAGCUGUGUGGAAAUAUGGCAGUAGAGUGAAAAUUGAAUAGUGUGGAUACAUUUCUCGCCUCCGAAGAAAACCGGGUAUCGGGGCACAAGAAGAAAACGCAACGCAAUGAAUGCGCGACCGAGUGCGGCAAUGUUUUUGAAGACGAUGUCCAAGGUGGUGGUGAUCGUUGCCCGUUAGGAUCGGAGAGGAGGUUCAGAAGAUCCUCCAAAGGCGAGAAACGCGCUUAAGGUUGCGUUGGGUUGAUAAUAACACCGUUUCGGAACAAGUGACCAAGACAGCACGGGAAAGGUGGCUUGGUAUUGCAAACCGUACCAAACAUGGCGGGGAAUAUUGUUAAAUGGUGGAAGCACAAGAUUCUGGGCGGAUACAAACAGUUCACAGUGCUCCAGGAAUGUGCCACCGAUUCGGAGGAGUUGAUCUACCCGGUUCGAGCGCCGUCUGCCUGCAGUGCUCCGCCAGAUCUGCUACUGACCAGCGAUCGGGAGCAGAUGCUGAAAGUGAAAAGUUCCAAACAGCAUCAGCAACAGCAGUCGUCACAUAAUCAUCAAUCAUCACAGCAACAGCAGCAGAAUCAUCACAAGAACAGUGCGAUGACAGGCGGUCAGCAGCAGCAACAACACAAGGAAUCGUCUUUUAGGAAGUGUUCCGGCAGGACACCAACCGUCAAGAGCGAUCCCGAUCGGGUGCGGUUAGAGGAGUUCACCUGUGACGUAUCCCUGGAAGAUGGAAAGAAGCCGCAACCCCUGCAAUUCUCCUUCACGUUAUACGACCUCGACGGUCACGGCAAAAUCACCAAAGACGACAUCGCUGGCAUCGUGUCCACAAUCUACGAAUCCAUAGGCAAAUCGGUAGUAGUUCCUCAUUACGGUAGCAAAACGAUCAACGUUCGGCUAACGGUUUCGCCCGACGGCAAAACUAAGCAGACUGCUUCGGCGGUGAAAAAGGCCGCCAUUACGCCGCGGCGGCGUUACCGGCCAAGAAAGCUAAUAUCCGAUGACGAUGGCAGCGAUACGUCGGAAAACUGUCCACGGGUGAUGCGCACCCGGGCCAAUACGGUGGUGGCAAACACAACCAUCAACAACAACGUCAAACACAAGGAUAACAACGUGGCCAAAGACGAGGACGUCGUGGAUGGACUGACCAAGAGUUCCGAGGCUGUCGAGACUACAUUUCACAAUAACCUGAAUGGCAAAGGAAAGACGUUGAACGUCAAGAACGACAAACAUCUACGAAAGCAUCAACAACCUGAAGUGCUGCAACAUUCAAGCAGCGCAAGCGUCCAAACCGACCGUUGCGUUGAGCCAGAGUCCGGGCACGUUGAACAACUCCACUGCCACGACGGUGAUCUGUCGGGAUUGUUCGCUGGAGGGGUGCACGAUCGACGAAACUCUACCGCUUGGGACGGUGGUCAUUCCGGCAACUACUCCGGCCGCCGCCAUCAGCAGUCGAGCGAAGCGGAAGGUGGUGCGCAAAUCACGUUCAUCGCGGAAGGCUUCCAAGUUGACGGACGACUUCAGCAGACCGAGGGCUCGCAGUCUGUCGGUGGGCAACGAGAACUGCUACGAGAACAUGAUCGGAACAACGCAGGAAGAGUGCUGGAAGAGUUCGCUCUGUCGGCGGGAACUGAUCGAAAUCAUCCGGGACAGCAUGGUGAAGAACAGUCUCUGUUUUCAACCAAAUAGGAAACCUCUGGAGAAUUCACCAAAGCAUCGUCAUCGGUCGCACACGAUAGCAGCCCGCAUCGGAGCAGAGCACUGUGGAGAAACUGUCAUGGCAACUCAGCAAGCACUGGUGGCGGCUCACGAAACCAACCUGUGUGGCUA